AUGGCACAAAAAGUUCGCAGGCCUAACGCUUGCCGAAGUAAUUUUCCGUUUGCCGAGGCUAAACAUCAAUCACCCCAUGCCUUCAGUGCCAAGACGCGGAAGGACAAUAAUCCGUACGGUACGAGAUUAGCGGCCGAAGGAGAAGAGCACGGUCGUCAAUGCAGAACACUUGUUCCCGACUUCUCGACCCGGCCUAUCAAAGCCCUGAGUCCCAUCUUUUCGGAAAAGUCGCUCCUUCUAGCUGACCCCUGGCAGGAUGGGAUGAAAGGGAAGAAGUUGGCCGCUAAGCCAUUCGAAGUACUCGAGUGGCUGAGCCGAGCUACUCUCGGCAUCAUCGUAAAGGCGGGCCUCGGUUACGAUAUCGAUUCCCUAGAGCAUCUCGAAACCCCCAUUAGAAUAGCAUAUCAGCUCAUGUUUUCGUUUGACUUUUGGUCCCAUGCCUUCAUUACCGACCAGGAUGAAUCGAGAUAUGGACCGUGCGUGCGACAUCGUAGUGGAACCCCCGUGCCUCAGGCAUUUUGGCAAGGGGCGAGGGGGUUUGCAGCUUGCUCAGUACGUAUGAACUCGGGCGCGACGACUCGACCGCCGUCCCGGAAGCAUUAG
Molecule: messenger RNA, 603 nt
Organism: Fusarium vanettenii 77-13-4
Lineage: Eukaryota; Fungi; Ascomycota; Sordariomycetes; Hypocreales; Nectriaceae
Exons: 2
Coding region: 1-603 (200 amino acids)
Molecular function (GO): heme binding; iron ion binding; monooxygenase activity
Source: RefSeq, a predicted model, not a curated record